Messenger RNA from [Candida] anglica, 1554 nucleotides. Lineage: Eukaryota; Fungi; Ascomycota; Pichiomycetes; Serinales; Debaryomycetaceae. The record is from the annotation of a GenBank genome assembly.
AUGUCCAGCACCAGAUCCCAACAAAUUGUAACUUUGGCCAAUUUCGUUCUGCUUAACAACACGUCAACCUCCGUUAACAAGAAACCCAUCAUCUGGAAAGACUUUGGUGUAUAUCUCGACAAAAAACUCGACUCGCAUAAGACGCGCGAUCGUUCUUCCAUUAGCGUUGGAUCUUCAGACUCUUCGCUCUUGUCACAGGUGACCAACUACAAGGUCUGUACAUCUUGCCAAAGACCGAUUGGCGCACAAAGCUUGGAGACUCACUACAACAGGUGCAUUGAGAUGAAGCAGAAAAGGGAAGCAAACUCAGCCACUGCAUCUGGAGGUGCCUCCACAAUUAAGAGGAAAAGAGGUAGAGGUGGGGCAUUGUUGGAUGAACAAUCCAGUGUAGAAUCAUCUCGUAAUACCACCCCAUUACCCGGUACACCUGCAGGCGAUGCUGCAGCUGGCUCAACAACAAGUGCUGCUGCCGCUGCCAAUGCAGUAACUGGCACUACAUCUACGGGGAGACCUAAGAAGAAAUAUAAGAAGAGUAAGACACAAAAGGAGAAGGAAGCAGCUAACGCUGCGGCCGCAGCAGCUGCCGCAGCAGCAGCAGCAGCAGCAUCGCUCAAUGGUACACCAGCAGCAGAUUCUAUCCCGUCGUCCUCAGCAGGAUCUGGGGCCGCGAAGAAAAAUAAAUUGGCUAAAGUGAAAGCACUGGCGAAGCCAAAGGGACCUGUAGAUGUCGAAAAACAAUGUGGUGUUCCAUUACCAUCUGGCGGGUUCUGUGCUCGUUCCUUGACAUGUAAGACUCAUUCCAUGGGGGCUAAAAGAGCAGUCUUGGGUAGAAGUGCACCGUAUGAUGUAUUACUUCAACAAUAUCAAAAAAGGAACCAGGCAAAGAUGGCUGCUAGUAAUGCCUUGGCAGCUCAAAGACGAGAAAAUGCCGCAUUUACAGGAGUUGGAGAUUCACGAGAUGAUUAUCUGGAUAGUUUGAAUGCAGCAGCAUUGAAUAAAGUAUUGGAUCCAGAUGAAGAAACACAUUUGGUAUUGGAAGGAUUAUCAAAGAAUCAUCCAGCUCCAUUGGAAAGGAAAGUGAUCACCCCUGUCAGAAAUAGACAUCGAUUCUUGUACAUGCGAGAAGCAUAUGCCAAUGCAUUAAUUACUUCCGGUAAUGUUGGUGGAACCAAUGCUGCACUGCAAAAUGACCAAACACUUGCUAAUCAAGCUAUCUCAGGAUCCAUUGGAGGACUUCAAGGUCGGUGUACAUUAGUCAGUGUUGACCAUUCACUUGGAUUUGGUGAUACAUCAACUCCAUAUUCUACGCAAAGCAUGGCUUCAAUUUCUGGAGAAAUGUAUCAAGUGAGAGCUCCGCUGAAGGCCAUUUUAAUGACCUCUCAAUAUAAUACGAUGCAGCAACAGCUUUUCCAACAACAGGUUGUCAAACAUCAGCAGCAAUUGAUGUUAUUGAAACAACGCCAACAGCAACAGCAACAACAGCAACAACAACAACAACAAGUGCAGGCUCAACAACAAGCCCAGGCGCAACAAAUGCAGACCCUGCAACGAUAA